AUGUCCCCAGAUAUCAACUCUCUUCCACAGUCUCGCUCAUCCUCCACCUCUUCAUCUCUGCCUCAUCGCAACCCCCCGACUGCCUCUCCAGGGACGGUCCCGGCUCCAAUGAACCCCAACACAACUUCCCCUCGACCCUCCCGCGGAUCCAGUGCGGGCCGACUAUCGGUUUCCGAACGACGCCGGUCGGCCGCCGGCAUGAAUCUAAACCUGAACGAGUUGCCUAGUGCCUCGGGAAUUCACGGCGAGAGCCCCUGGCCUGAUCACCGCUCCUCAAUCGGCCAUGCAUUCCGUACGGCCAGUCCCACCAGUCACGGCGGCAGCCCAGUCUUCGCGACAGCGGACCCGCACCACCAGCGCGCACCCUCCCUUGGAGAGCUACACCAGGAAUUAGAGCAGGAGCAAGAGGCGCAAGUGAAUCGUUUACUACAGAUGAUUCGCAGCCAGCAGGCCCAGCUACAAUUAUUCCAGCAACAACAGUCCACGCAGCCAGGUGCUAGCACGGCAAUCGUCGAUGAGCCGACCCCGUCCGAACGGUCCUCCUCAUUUUCCCUUCCUAUCCCCCCCACCUGUGCAAGCACCCAGCAGUCGGCUGUCAAUCUCCUCGGUUUCCAAUCGCCGAUCCUCACGGCCACCCAGCCAAACGACAUCUCCAAGCCUGCAACCCCUAGAUGCCUUACGAGGAUCCGAAGGCACGGAGGCAUUCCCAGCUCUACCGAGUUUAUCGCGCCGUGGAAGCCGAGAUGA
Penicillium longicatenatum is the source of this 747-nucleotide messenger RNA. RefSeq lists its product as uncharacterized. NCBI's taxonomy places the organism in Eukaryota, Fungi, Ascomycota, Eurotiomycetes, Eurotiales, Aspergillaceae. The record is from RefSeq and is a predicted model, not a curated record. The transcript has 2 exons. The coding region runs from base 1 to 747 and encodes 248 amino acids.